AUGGCCGCUGCCCUGCAGUACACCGGGCUGCUGCUGGGCGGCGUGGGCAUGGUGGGCACCGUGGCCGUCACCAUCAUGCCUCAGUGGAAAGUGUCCGCCUUCAUCGGCAGCAACAUCGUGGUGUUCGAGAACCUCUGGGAGGGGCUGUGGAUGAGCUGCCGGAGCCACAGCAACCUCCGGCUGCAGUGCAAGGUGUACGACUCCCUGCUGGCCCUGCCGCCCCCGCUGCAGGCCGCCCGGGGGCUGAUGUGCACGGCGACCGUGCUGGCCGUCCUGGCCCUGCUGCUGGCCGGGCUGGGCGUGCUGUGCAGCCGGUGCGCUGGGGACGACGGCAGGGCCAAGGGCCCCAUCCUGCUCACGGCCGGAAUGCUGUUCAUCGUCGUGGGCGUGGUGGUGCUCACCCCCGUGAGCUGGGUGGCCAGCUCCAUCGUCACCGACUUCUACAACCCCACCGUGGACGACGGCCAGAAGCGCGAGCUGGGGGAGGCCCUCUACCUCGGCUGGGUCACGGCGCUGCUGCUGGUGGCCGGAGGGGCCCUGCUGGCCUGUGCGUCCUACGCUGGUGGAGAAAGCCGGCGCCACAGGUACUCCUUCCCGGCCCGGCGCACGGCCCCCAGGGGCUCUGCCACGCAGCAGAAGCCGCUCAGCGCACACUCCAGAAGCCAGUACGUGUAG
Molossus molossus (Pallas's mastiff bat) is the source of this 675-nucleotide messenger RNA. RefSeq names its product claudin 8 (gene CLDN8). Gene Ontology annotation, molecular function: structural molecule activity. Gene Ontology annotation, biological process: bicellular tight junction assembly; cell adhesion. The coding region runs from base 1 to 675 and encodes 224 amino acids. Lineage: Eukaryota; Metazoa; Chordata; Mammalia; Chiroptera; Molossidae. The record is from RefSeq and is a predicted model, not a curated record. The transcript has a single exon. Gene Ontology annotation, cellular component: plasma membrane; bicellular tight junction.